This is a messenger RNA of Astyanax mexicanus (Mexican tetra), 1754 nucleotides long. It is a transcript of the gene rab38a, whose product is annotated as RAB38a, member RAS oncogene family. The record is from RefSeq and is a predicted model, not a curated record. Gene Ontology annotation, molecular function: GTP binding; GTPase activity. NCBI's taxonomy places the organism in Eukaryota, Metazoa, Chordata, Actinopteri, Characiformes, Acestrorhamphidae. The transcript is spliced from 3 exons. Gene Ontology annotation, cellular component: vesicle; trans-Golgi network; Golgi apparatus. Bases 50 to 700 code for a protein of 216 amino acids. Gene Ontology annotation, biological process: vesicle-mediated transport.
GCUCCUGCUUUCCUUUCUGCUUUCAAUUCAGCGUCCGGCAGCAUCGACCAUGCAGCACCAACACCGGCCGGCGCUGCAGCAGAAAGAACAUCUCUACAAAAUUCUGGUGAUCGGGGACCUCGGGGUCGGCAAGAGCAGCAUCAUCAAACGCUACGUUCACCACAACUUCUCCCCCAACUACAGAGCCACCAUCGGAGUGGACUUCGCCCUCAAAGUGCUGAACCUGGACCAGGAGACCGUCCGACUACAGCUGUGGGACAUUGCAGGUCAGGAGCGCUUCGGGAACAUGACCCGUGUUUAUUACCGUGAGGCCAUGGGUGCCUUUAUUGUUUUUGACGUGACGCGUCCAUCCACCUUUGAGGCCGUAACAAAGUGGAAGGAGGAUCUGGAUGCUAAGCUCAGCCAAUCCAGUGGGAAGCAGGUGCCCACUGUACUCCUCGCUAACAAGUGUGACCAGGGCAGCGAUGUUCUCACCAACAACGGAAUCCAGAUGGAGCGGUUCUGCCGGGAGAACGGCUUCCUCGGCUGGUUCGAAACAUCUGCAAAGGAGAACAUUAAUAUAGAUGAAGCUGCUGACUGUCUAGUGAAGCACAUUCUGGCGAAUGAAAGUGAUCUGAUCCAGGCGGAGGUGCGAGACAUCGUCUCACCAAAAAUGGACUCGAGGAGAGUGUCUUCAUGCUCUGGAUGCUUCAGAUCCUAAUGAGCCUUGAAGACCUCUGGUUACCUCUCACUGCACCAUGUUUCACACUGUUCUGCUUCACUCGUUUCUCUCAUUCGUGUCUCUCAGGUCAAAAACCAUUGCUACUGUUCUGCUAAGCACUCUGCUACAGACACCAGCUACCUACAGCAUGUAGCCUAGCUAGCUCAGUUAACCUCCAGACACCUUGCGUACAUUACUUAUACAGUGAACAAACAACAAUUUCAGGCGUUCAAACACAUUGGAUUGUGCUCUACAAUCCUCAUAUAGAUUCUGAUCUUCAUUUAUUAGAAUUAUCAACAUUAUAACUCAACAACCACAAUGCUAACUAGCUAACUGACGUAGCUGAGGUGUGAUAGGAAUGGGUUACUCUUUAAACUGUUAAAAAUACACAAAUACAACUGAGAGAACUGACCAGAGAGACCUUUGGACGCCGGGGUAAAUGCUGCAAAGGAGACGUAUAGUUCAAUCAUGAGAGUUCAGUACAUGGAAGUGUCAAACAAUAAACUUCAUACUCUUGUUCUAUCUUUAAAAGAACAUCCAGCAGAACCGAAACAAAGUAAAACAGACCAAAACGCCAAAACUCUUACAUAACAGUCUUGACUUGUUCUGUACCUAUUUUCCAUGACGAGAAGUAAAAGUAAAAGUGUCCACAGAUGGUGAACUCACACAUGGCACAUGGAUGUAAUGUAGGCUAAAAUCUACCACAAGCCUUUUAUCAUUUCUUCUAUCCAUCAUUACAUACCUGCUGUUUUCACAUCAAACAACUGCUUAAAUACUCAUUGUCAGCGUAAAAGUGACACUGAUGACUGACGUUAUAAAGAGUUUUAAGGAAGAGCAUCAUCAGCUUGAUCAUUUCUUCUAUUUAUUAUAAUUAUUAUUAUUAUUAUUAUUAUUAUUAUUAUUAUUAUUAUUAUUAUUAUUAUUAUUAUUAUGUGCAGGUGUUUAUGUAAUUGUAAAUUGUAUGUAAAAAAGUGUAAAUGAUGUGUGCACACUGCUGUGAUUGAAAUAUAAACACUAAUAUAUGAGAGAAUUUUAUUAUAAACAAUAAAUCUUC